Corylus avellana is the source of this 1199-nucleotide messenger RNA. RefSeq names its product NADH-ubiquinone oxidoreductase 24 kDa subunit. Gene Ontology annotation, cellular component: respiratory chain complex I. The record is from RefSeq and is a predicted model, not a curated record. Gene Ontology annotation, molecular function: NADH dehydrogenase activity. Gene Ontology annotation, biological process: mitochondrial electron transport, NADH to ubiquinone. NCBI's taxonomy places the organism in Eukaryota, Viridiplantae, Streptophyta, Magnoliopsida, Fagales, Betulaceae.
AACCGGCUAUAGGCUUUUUCCGAAGCGUUUAGUCUCUGGUCUACACCAUCUCUGAUCUCUUUCACUUCCUCGGCUAAGCUCAGCUCGCCUCGCCGGUCUCGGAGGAAAAUGCUGGCUCGCCUCGCCGCUAACCGUCUCCUCGAGAUCCGUCAGCUUUUCCGUCAGCCAUUAUCUUCGCGAUCCUUCUCCACUGCUCUCAACUACCACCUUGAUUCGCCGGAUAACAAUCCGGACCUUCAGUGGGAGUUCUCAGAUGUAAACAAAGAGAAGGCAAAGGAAAUAUUAUCUCACUAUCCAUCAAACUACAAGCAAUCUGCAGUGAUUCCUCUGCUCGAUCUUGCACAACAGCAGCAUGGAGGAUGGCUCCCUGUUUCAGCUAUGAAUGCAGUAGCUAAGGUUAUAGAAGUUGCUCCAAUCCGUGUAUAUGAGGUUGCAACAUUUUAUUCAAUGUUCAAUCGAUCAAAGGUUGGAAAGUACCACCUGUUGGUUUGUGGCACGACACCCUGUAUGAUACGCGGUUCUCGAGAAAUUGAAGAUGCUUUACUGAAACACCUUGGAGUGAAGCGCAAUGAAGUAACUAAAGAUGGCCUGUUCUCUGUUGGAGAAAUGGAAUGCAUGGGAUGUUGUGUGAAUGCUCCCAUGAUUACAGUGGCUGAUUACUCCAACGGAUCCGAAGGAUAUACUUACAAUUACUAUGAAGAUGUUACCCCCAAGCGAGUUGUUGAGAUAGUUGAAACCUUAAGAAGGGGCGAGAAGCUACCGCCCGGUACACAAAAUCCACAGCGCAUUAGAUGUGGACCAGAAGGAGGGAAUACUACUUUGCUGAGUGAGCCCAAGCCACCUCCAUGCCGAGAUCUUGAUGCCUGCUAAAGUCAUGGUAUUUAUUGUCUCAAAUAAUGUAAAGCUUGGAUAUUCUCAGGCUUCCAUGAAUUGUUUGCUUUCGUUGAAUCUGUUAGAUCCUCAACCAUUUUAGAAUUUCCCAUGCCAGUACAUAUCUGGUAAAUGUUGUUCUAUACAACAUUCAAGUCAUAACUUGGUUUAUUUACCUUCCAGCAAACGAGUGGAACGUAUGCUUUGAUAAAAUUUCUCAGGAACUUUCAACGUGGUUGAACAAUUGCCGUAGUAAAGCACCAUGACUCCCAUCUCCUGUUAAUGUUCAGGAUGAAAUGAUUUUUUUAUAAAUUGAGUUGAAUGUGAUU